Aspergillus ibericus CBS 121593 is the source of this 791-nucleotide messenger RNA. RefSeq lists its product as uncharacterized. The transcript has a single exon. The record is from RefSeq and is a predicted model, not a curated record. NCBI's taxonomy places the organism in Eukaryota, Fungi, Ascomycota, Eurotiomycetes, Eurotiales, Aspergillaceae. Bases 223 to 471 code for a protein of 82 amino acids.
CCUCGAUGUGAUACAUCUGAUCCCACCACACAACCACCACAGUGACCCUCUGCGGGUGUAAACGUUUCAUAUGCGGUGGAAAGACGGGGAAACGCGGGAAAUAUAAUCCACUGGCUCCAUCGCGAGGAUGAAAAUAGCAUCAAUUACUCCCUCUCGGCCGGCUGCCGGGGUGAUGGCAUCAUAUCGAGUAUCUUUAGCCUAUUCCUCAAGAGUUUUCAGCCAAUGAUGCCCGGAUUUACUAAGAAUAGGCAUGAAUCGAGACUAGAGAGAGGACAGACCAACUUGCCAUCCAUCCCUGGUCGGUCCGACCACUCCGGAGAGGGUGCUUUGACUGUCCUGGCAGACAAUAGUCCAACGCACCAGUAUCCUACUACUCCCAAGGUUCUCUCCGGUCGGGCUUGUAUCUACAAUCGGAUAGAGCGCAUCUGUCUGAGUCCGAGAACACAAACGAAGCAAAAGAUGGUUCGGUAGUCUAGACUACCCGAUCAGCAGACUGCUGGACCCCGCGGAAAAGCCUAUCUGAGUUUAUUUUGCCUGAAGAGCGGCGUGCUGAUCAGCGCGGGAUCCUUUGGUAUCGGAGAUGAAGCUCCGAUUAGCUAACUCUUGACUCUCGAAGUUGUGGCGAUGGUGUUCGGGAAUGGGGAGAGUGCGCGAUAUGCCGUGCCUUUUCCACGGAAUGACGAGUUGUCUCUCGGGACCGAGAGGGAUUAUUCGGUUUCCAAUGGAUCCUAAUCGAUCACGUAAGAGGAUUUGAUUUUCCGAGUGGCACGACCGGUUUGCUCACAGACCAC